GGGAAGGUGAAGUGAUUGGAGAGCGACUAGAAAGUAUUUUUGAUCGUGAAGUAGGUGCGAGGGUCACAGCGGUUGGGCCUGCCAUGGGAUCCUUAGUCAGGGGCCUGGUGUUGCUGUCCCUCCUAGCUGCAGCCUCCGCAGCUUCGGUGGAAUGGCAUGCUGUGAAGGAGCCAGAGCACCAUGUCGCUGCUGUGAAGCUCGCAAAGGGAAAUCCUAGGGCUGCAUUUUCGGAUUGGGUGGAGCAUCUUCAGAAGGCGUACAAGGACAACGUGGAGGAGUAUGAGCGGAAGUUCUCCGUUUGGCUGGACAACCUGGAGUUUGUCCACUCUCACAAUGAGAAGGACAGCACCUUCAAGUUGGGCUUGACAAACUUCGCCGACUUGACGCAUGACGAGUACAGGCAGCACGCUCUGGGCUACAGGCCGGAGCUGAAGGGAACGGGCUUGGGCACCGGCAAGUCGACGGGUUUCCAGUACGCCGAUUACGAGGCACCUCCCAGCAUCGAUUGGCGCAAGAAGGGCGCCGUGACGGAUGUCAAGAACCAGCAGCAGUGCGGUUCUUGCUGGGCGUUCUCAACGACGGGAUCGGUGGAGGGCGCGAAUGCCAUUUACUCUGGAGAGCUGGUGUCCCUGAGCGAGCAGGAGCUGGUGGACUGUGAUGUCACCCAGGACCACGGCUGCCAUGGUGGCCUCAUGGACUUCGCCUUCUCUUUCAUCAUCAGGAACGGGGGCAUUGACACGGAGAAGGACUACAAGUACAAGGCGCAGGACGGCGUGUGCAACAUCGCCAAGGAGAAGCGUCACGUGGUCACCAUCGACUCCUACGAGGAUGUGCCCCCCAAUGAUGAGUCCGCCCUCAAGAAGGCAGCGGCGAACCAGCCGAUCAGCGUGGCAAUUGAGGCGGACCAGCGCGAAUUCCAGCUGUACGCGGGGGGCGUCUUUGACGCGCCCUGCGGAACUGCAUUGGACCACGGAGUGCUGGUGGUGGGCUACGGCAGCGACAACGGCACCGACUACUGGAUCGUGAAGAACAGCUGGGGCGACUUCUGGGGCGACUCUGGCUACAUCCGCCUUGCUCGCGGCAUCUCCAACUCUGCCGGCCAGUGCGGUAUCGCCAUGCAGGCGUCUUACCCCAUCAAGAAGACGCCCAACCCGCCCACUCCUCCGCCGGUGCCGCCCCCGACCCCGGGCCCGCCGUCGCCGCCCAGCCCCAAGCCGGAGGUGUGCGACACUGCCACCAGCUGCCCGCCGGCCUCCACCUGCUGCUGCAUGCGCGAGUUCUUCGGCUACUGCUUCACCUGGGCCUGCUGCCCCCUCAAGGAGGCGACAUGCUGCGAUGACCACGAGCACUGCUGCCCGUCCAACCUGCCCGUGUGCGACACUGUCGCCGGGCGGUGCCUCUCUGGCAACGAGGAUGACUGGGAGAGCUCCGUGCCCUGGGUCUCCAAGGUCGCUGCCAAGAGGACCCCCGGCCGCAGCUGGAUCCCACAUGUGCCCUUCUGGCGCGAGGCGGAGUAUGCCCACAACUGAGCGCCGCCUCAGCUCACCAGCGCACACAGCAUCCGUUGAUCUUGCGCUGUCUCCAACUUGAGGCACCCGUCUGCAGUUUUGGGGUGGGAUGCUGCAUGGUGGGCUUGCCAGGCUCUGACCCGGGGGGCUGUGCGUCUGACAAGGGAUCUUUAAUUUGCAAGCCAGUUGCCUGUCACUUAUGAGAGUGUCCAGGCUGGGUGGGCAGUUGGUGGGUGACAGUGGCAUAACAUUUUUUGAUGGCAUCUUUAACCAGAGACUGCAUCACUGGGCGCCACAGAAAUGCCUCAAGAACAGGGUCGGGCUGCACUCCGUUCUGAGUGGCCAUGGUUUGCGAGUAGCGAAUUUCAUGCUGGAGCAUCAAGAGCAGGGCGUAGGACGCAGCGCUGCAGCAUUGUACAUUUGCGUUGUACCAGAGUCUCAGACCACAGUAGGAAUUGCCUUUAUUGUAGUGUAUCUACCCAUUGUACAAAUUACUGUCCGACCUGCUCGCAUGCGUGCGCUGUUGCAGCCAUGUGCAUUUUGGUUUGUCGCAAGGGCAGUGCCGCGACGCGCCGUAAUUUUGUCGGGUCUGGUAUUUAUGGGUAAUCUGCCUGUACACUAUGCCGAUGGACAUGACCUGCACUGACAGGGGCCAGAAUUGCUUUCCCGCAGAAAUGAUUUUCUGGCAUGAUGGCACGCAUGUUUGUAAAGGGACUUGCAUUGUAUGCUGU
This is a messenger RNA of Coccomyxa subellipsoidea C-169, 2239 nucleotides long. RefSeq lists its product as hypothetical. Gene Ontology annotation, cellular component: lysosome. The record is from RefSeq and is a predicted model, not a curated record. The transcript has 11 exons. Gene Ontology annotation, molecular function: cysteine-type endopeptidase activity. Bases 84 to 1529 code for a protein of 481 amino acids. NCBI's taxonomy places the organism in Eukaryota, Viridiplantae, Chlorophyta, Trebouxiophyceae, Coccomyxaceae.